CCUAAAGCUCAUUUAGUGUUGACUUACACCUUACAGUAUUUGGUCGUAUGUGGCCCAGGGCAUUAACCAGUGUCACGUUUGGUUAAACGUUAAGUUAACCAGAAUAGCUUUAGGUUUUGGCACUUAAGGAUUUUAAUGUUUGGGAGACUUAAAAACUUAGCUUUAUUAUAUUUAUAUAACCUCUGCAUUGACUGUCAGAUUCAGAUUUUGUUAUAUACAUGUAAUAAGAAUAAGAAUGACCAAAAAGUCUCAUUAUGAGACAUUAAAACGUUGUUAUUACUCAUACAUAACAGACAGCGGUGGAAGAAGUAAUGCCACUCAGAUCCUGCAUUCAAAAUCUCAAAGUAUUAGAUUCAAAAUGUGCUUUAAGUACCAAAAGUAGAAGUAAUCAUAAUGCAGAAUGACUUAUUUGGAAAAAAAAAAAACAACAAUCACUGGAUUUUGAUUAUUAGCAUUAAUGUAUUCAUGACGUUAAUGUUGCAGCUGCGAAAGGUGGAGCGAAUUUGAAUUACUAUUUACUACCAGGGAGCUUAAUACACCACAAUUACCAUAAUAACAUAGCAGUACUGUGUAAUCUGUGUUGGAAUGUAAUGAACUCUGUAAUCAUUGUUAGUUACGUUCUAACUCUGAUGACAGAGUACUGCUGCAUAAUCCUUCAACUCAUCUGAAAGUAUUAAAAUCCCCAACAUUUUGGACGCACUUGUCAUUAUUUCAGUGUGUCUUUCAGCCGUAGAAGGUGUUAUUUUGAGUAAUUUUUCUACUUUUACUCUACUUUUGAAAACCUUAAAAGAAUGAGUGAAGGCUUGGAAACUUACAUAAGUGAAUGUCAAUGCCUCUUCAACAGGAAAUAUCAAUGUCAGUUAUGUUGAUGUCAUGGAUAAUAUAACACCCAAGAACACAUGCAGCACUAACUUUAUAUUGUCUCAGAGAGGCAAGUGUGUUCCUGCAUGAAGGUGGAUACAUUUGUCAUAAUAUGUGUUUAAAUGUAUUGUUGCAUGUCCUCCCACUGGAACAGUUAUAACAGAAGGAUGGCUGAGGCAGUCGCAAAAGUGGCCCGGAGGAUUAAUGCAACUGUCGAAGAGGGGAAAGAUAGUUUGGACCUGUCAAACUGCCAGCUCAUUUCUUUCCCAGACGGUGUGUUCAAGGUCCUAAGGAGUGUCUCAGAAAACAUCCGAGUUAUCACAUUGGCUGACAAUGAGAUGAAGGCCCUUUCCAGCAAGUUCUUUUCCACCUUCACUCAGCUUAGAGAGCUGGACCUGCGAGGCAAUGUUCUCACCAAACUGCCUGAUGCUGUGGCAGAAAUGGAGCAUUUGACCUGCAUCAAUCUGGCUAAUAACAGCUUCUCCAUCUUCCCUGAUAAGCUUACUGAAAUAGCCACACUGGAGAGGAUUAACCUGGAGGGAAACAGCAUCACCGAAAUACCAGUGGAGAAGUUGUCUACCAUGCCAGCACUGAAGUGGCUGAACGUGAAGUCAAACCCUUUGGACUCAAACACUCAGGCUGCUCUGCAGUCACCUCACAACUUUGACAUUGUGUCAACCACAGAGUCAUAAGAUAUGCCACGUAUUACAUUUACCCACCUAUAGACUGCAUGCUGUGUGCCUUUACCUACUUCAGUUGGAUGCUCCCGUGGUGCCUGACAGAAGCGAAAGCAUGAUACUUGAAGAUACUGAACUGAAGAUAUCACAAGAGACAAGAAAACAGAGGUGUGUGAAGAUGGCGUCCUCCUUGGCUGACUUAAAAAGAGCUGACUUUGAUGUUUGGUGAAAUCAGUCCAUCUUUAUACACCAUUUUUAGAAACAUGUUUCUGUCUCAGUUGAAAUAUUUGUAAUGACUUAUUUAUUGCUUUUGAUAGCAUAAUUUUUUUCAAUUAAAGAUUAUAC
Molecule: messenger RNA, 1883 nt
Organism: Chelmon rostratus (copperband butterflyfish)
Lineage: Eukaryota; Metazoa; Chordata; Actinopteri; Chaetodontiformes; Chaetodontidae
Gene: lrrc20
Product: leucine rich repeat containing 20
Exons: 4
Coding region: 984-1553 (189 amino acids)
Molecular function (GO): protein binding
Source: RefSeq, a predicted model, not a curated record